CGAUGAUCACAGCAUCAUCGUAACGGUAUGUGGAACCGAAACCGGACAUUUGAUGAAAUGUGGACAUUUUAAUAAUGGAUAAUCUCUACUGGCUACCCAUUUUUCUUCAUUAACCAAUUUUAUUUAGUGGAAUUUCGAUUGUUGUGGACUUUAACAAAAGAGACAUUUGCAAGUAGACGAAAUAACAAUAUGAAUUUCGAAUCCAUCUCGCGGCGUUUGCCGUUAUUGGCCUCCGUAUUAUUGGGGCUGGUGCUUCAUACAGUCCUAUCACAGACUGAAGGACCACAGAACCUAGUCUUCUUCAACGGCACAGCGACCGUCGAAACCAACACAAUAUUUUCUGCUCAAGGACAGAUAACAUUACAAUUCAGGACUUGCACUGGCGGCGAGCUUUUCUCGCAGACUAACGGUGAUCAGACAAUCGCAGUGAGCAUAAAUGAAACGGGCUCCAUCCGCAUCCGCUGGAACAGUGGUUCGGGCGUGAUGGAGACUGCCGUAGGUGAAGGGUUCAACGACAACCUCUGGACGAUCGUUGAUUUUGUGUAUGUUGGGGAGUCUGUGGUGCUGAGGGUGCGGGAUGAGGCCAUCGAGCUGGCGACGUUCAUCAAGAACCCAACGCUUCUGGAUCUGGCUUUGUCUCCGGUGAUGGUCCUUGGGACAGGCUUUACAGGAUGCAUGGAGGAGAUAGUGGGGAUCGAUUUUGCCAACGCAGUGUCCUGGUCGAACGCGAGAUGGGGAGUCUGCCCUCUUGAUCAAGACAUCGGAUGUGGACCUCAAGACCCUUGUGCCAGUCAGCCAUGUCUAAACAAUGGUGUAUGCAGCAGUGAUGGUAUCGGAUUCACCUGCCAGUGCACUUCAAGAUUCAACGGCACCACAUGUGAAAAUGAUCUAGGUGAACUUUGCAGCAACCCAUCAUUCGCUCUGGACUGCGUCAACGGUGCCUGCAUGGAGGAUGGGGAGUCCAACACCACCUUCUGCAGGUGCAACCCGGGGUACGGAGGACUGGCAUGUAACACCAGCUCCACCCUGUGCGACAGUAACCCCUGUGGUGACAGCGGCGAGUGCCAGACCAACGCCGCUGUUGAUGGAAUCAUAUGCCAUUGUUCAGCAGGUUAUGCAGGCACUCUGUGUACCUUAGAAAUCAAUGACUGUGAGGUGAAUCCAUGCUUGAACGGAGGAACCUGCCAGGACGGCAUCAACUCCUUCACAUGUGAUUGCACCGGUACAGGUUACUCAGGAACCCGCUGCGAAACCAACGAAAACGAGUGCCAGAACAGCCCUUGCCAGAACGGAGCAGGCUGCUCCGACACCAAUGGUGGGUACUACUGCACCUGCACGGCGGGGAACAUCGGGCCCAACUGCGCCGACAACCUCUGCUCGUUGACUCCAUGCGAGAACGGUGCCACAUGCUCUGUCAACGAAGGGAAUAUCACUUGCACGUGUGCUGGAGGCUUCGAGGGGGAUCGCUGCCAAACGGACAUUGACGAAUGCACUUCGCAGCCAUGCCAAAACACCGGCAUAUGUCAAGAUAAGCUCAAUGGGUUUGAGUGUUUCUGCCCUCAGGGCUACAUUGGGACUACGUGCGAGACAGAGUUAGAUGAGUGCGGUCAGCAGGAUGUCAAUUCAUGUCUGAACGGCGCAACUUGCAUGGAUCUACCCGUAGGCCACUCUUGUACUUGCGUUCCGGGCUUCACCGAUGCCGCCUGCGGGACAAAUAUUGACGAGUGUGCGAGUUCUCCGUGCUCCAACAACGCUACUUGUGUGGACGAGGUCAACCAAUUCAGAUGCGAGUGUGCACCAGGCUUCAGCGGGAUCAAGUGCGAGAUCAACAUCGACGAGUGUGCAUCGAACCCUUGCCAAAAUGGUGGAGUGUGCACGGACGAAGUGAAUGGCAAUUUUCAACCAGGGUACGUAUGUGAUUGCUCUGACACUGGGUUUGAUGGUCCUGAGUGCAACAACAACAUUGAUGACUGCGCCUCAAACCCCUGCCAAAAUGAAGGGACCUGCAUGGACGGUAUCAAGUUCUACAACUGUUCCUGUUACCUUGGCUAUGAAGGCAUUAAUUGUGGGAUUGACAUCAAUGAAUGCUCGCCGUCCCCUUGCCAAAAUGGGGCCACCUGUCUUCAGUUGUCUAAUCAGACUCUUUAUGAGCCAGGAAACCAGUAUAGUGAUUACGUUCCGGAUGUCUUCAGUUACGCCAAUGCCAGUGGUUAUGUCUGCGUCUGUCUAGAUGGGUUUGAAGGGGUGGACUGUGAGGUGGACAUUGAUGAAUGUGCUUCAGGUCCUUGCGCCAAUGGUGCAACCUGUAACGAUGGGGUGAACCGCUUUGACUGUGCAUGCGCGAAUGGUUACGAUGGAGACUUUUGUGGAAACGACAUCGAUGAAUGUGCAUCCAGCCCCUGCGCCAAUGGAGCGACUUGUCAAGAUUCCGUCGGUGCGUUUUUUUGUCGCUGUCCGGAAGGGUACGGGGAUACAAGAUGUGAUGUGGUGCUGACCGCCUGCAUUGACAAUACACAGUGCCUGAAUGAGGCAAUGUGCAACCCCUUUUUCAGAGAAGGAGCUCAUGGUUUCUCCUGCAUCUGCCCACCAGGAUACGCAGGACAGUUCUGCGCUGAGGACACAUCAGCUAGCUUCUAUGGCACUGGCCAAUAUCUUGAGUAUGCUUUUCCAUCAGCUCUCCCUUUUCAGUUCUCCUUCUCAUUUUCCACUACGAUCCCCAGUGGGCACUUGCUUCAAUCCUUCUCCUUGGGCGACUCGUUGUCAGUUGAAAUGGUGGACGGUUCUCUCUCUGUGACUUCCCGUGAGGAUGCGACGGGGGAAUCUGUGACAAUAACAGGUCUUGGUUCUGAUCUUGAUGAUGGAGAGUGGCAUGACUUUGAAAUAAAUCUUAUCGACUCUGAGUCUGAACCAGGCUUCAUUGAGGCCAAUGUUACAUCGGACAGCUGUCAGAACAACAUCUGCAGCGAAAUAGGCACCUUUAACACCCAACUCUCUGUCUUCAGCUCUGUCUAUUUUGGUCAUGUGCCUACGAAUUAUGCAGGACCUAUUACCAACAACGCCUACACUGGAUGCAUGAGGGAUGUAAAGCAGACGUCAUCAGAUGAUUUCAUCAUGGCCACAAAUCCUACUGUACACGCGGAGAGUGGCUGUUCCAGGACAUUACAGUGCGACCCUGACCCUUGCAAUGGACAAGGAGAAUGCACAGAUCUCUGGUGGACUUAUACUUGCCAAUGUCGGCUUGGAUACACUGGACCCAGUUGUGAAACAAGCUUUGUGCAGGGAACUUUCAGCUUUGAGGACACUACAAGUUACGCCAUGUUUGAGACCUCAGGAUAUCCCCUCUCCGAAUCAGAGAACACCAUCAGACUAAUAUUCCGCACCAGGGAACAGGAUGGACUUCUCCUUUACACAGGUUCAGGACAGGACUUCAUCGUACUUGCGAUAGACAACAGCUCUGUGAUUGCUGACGUGUCUUUUGAUGGUAUCACUGGAAGCCUCAGGGUAUCUGAUUCUGUCUCGGAUGGGCGGUACCAUUCUCUAGAGUUCAGCCGACAAUCCACCAACAUGACCCUCACUCUGGACUCAUCGUUGCCUCAGACGGAAGUGCUUGCAAGCAGCAGUGAGCCAUCUUUUGACCAGAUCUUUGUAGGAGGUGUAGCUGAUUUCAACGCUGGUGGCCUACCUUCAGCAGUUUCGGGCUCCAUGUACUUCAAGGGAUGUCUCUGGGACAUCAAAUACAACAACUACUCCUUGGAGUUCUUCCCCCUGGACAUUGUAGACUUUCAGAUCGACUCCAUUCCUGUUGCCACCAACUCCAAUGUGAUCAGUAUGUGCAACAGUGACAAUACUUGUGAUCCUGAACCCUGCGAAAGUGAAGGGAUCUGCAGCAUCACCUGGAAUGACUUUGAAUGUGAUUGCCCCAACGGUUAUGGAGGGAAGAACUGCUCGGAGGAAACUAUCUGCUCCGUGAACCCUUGUCCAGGGGGUGCAGACUGUCUUGACAGAGAUGAAGGAUAUGAAUGCCUUACACCAGCUACAUUCAGUGGUUCUGGAAGCAUGAUAAAGUACAACAAUAGCCUUAACACUACCAGGGAACUCAGCACCAUCACCUUCCGACUACAGACACGUAGAGAUGUGGGCUUAAUACUGCAUUCCUCCAACGACGUCCUAGGGUACUUCAUCACCAUAGACAUCCAGGAUUCCAAACUAUCCAUCAGGUUCUUCUUUGGUACCCAAGCUCGCAGUCUGGGUACCGUAUAUGAAAUCGUGCCUGAUUAUUCUGUCUCGGAUGGUGUUUAUCAUGAUGUGAGGAUUACCUUUGCAUCUCCGGAGGUCACAGUUGCGAUUGAUAACUUCAAUGUCACGGAACAAAUCACCUUCCAGGGUGGACUGAGCGACGUGGUUAAUGAUGGCAGCAGUGGGAUAGUAUACCUUGGAGGCACAGAUAUCGCCAACAACGAUUACUUUGAUGUCUACACUUCAUACGAAGGGAAUCUAGAGGAUGUGCGCAUCGGAACCUUCUUGUUGCCGUUCUUUAACCAGUCCGUCUACAACGCGACCAACGAGGAACAGUUCUAUGCCAUUGACAUCACCGAUGUCACUAUUGGUGAUGCCGGUCGCGACGUUUGCGCAUCAUCCCCUUGUCAGAAUGGCGGCAAUUGCACUGAUCAGUGGAACGCUUUUAUUUGCAUCUGCCUUCCAGGAUUUACCGGGGACUACUGCGAGACGAACAUCGACGAGUGUGACCCUGAUCCAUGUCAGUUCAGUUCAACAUGUUUUGAUUUGGUGAACGGAUACAACUGUUCCUGUGCACCUGGUUAUGAAGGCACCAACUGCGGCGUGGAUAUCGAUGAGUGCGCAUCAGAUCCCUGCCAGAAUGAAGGGGCGUGCACAAAUGGCACUGCUGAAUUCACUUGCGAUUGUCCUGCAGAGUUCACAGGGAGAAUGUGUGAAUUUAAUAUAUCUGCAACGUGCGACAACGACCCAUGCCUAAACGGUGGGACAUGUUCUGAUGUUCCCAAUCCUCCUGCUGGCUCUGACAGCUUCACGUGUGCCUGCGUCCCAGGCUACGAGGGUGCACGUUGCGCAUAUGAGACCGACUACUGCGCUUCCAGCCCGUGCCAGAACGGAGCUACGUGUGUUUCGGACAGAACGUUGUUGGCCUAUGGUUGUCAGUGCGUAACUGGCUACACUGGUAACGAUUGUCAAACAAAUAUUGAUGACUGCCAGCCUGAUUCUUGUCUCAAUGGAGCACCAUGUGUGGAUGGUGUGAAUGAGUUCAUGUGUGAUUGCUUACCAGGGUUACAGCUGGGGGAGGUCCUCUAG
This is a messenger RNA of Strongylocentrotus purpuratus (purple sea urchin), 5325 nucleotides long. RefSeq names its product protein crumbs-like. Gene Ontology annotation, biological process: heterophilic cell-cell adhesion; establishment or maintenance of epithelial cell apical/basal polarity. Gene Ontology annotation, cellular component: protein-containing complex; plasma membrane. Lineage: Eukaryota; Metazoa; Echinodermata; Echinoidea; Camarodonta; Strongylocentrotidae. The coding region runs from base 190 to 5325 and encodes 1711 amino acids. The transcript has 11 exons. Gene Ontology annotation, molecular function: calcium ion binding. The record is from RefSeq and is a predicted model, not a curated record.